Molecule: messenger RNA, 2800 nt
Organism: Elaeis guineensis (African oil palm)
Lineage: Eukaryota; Viridiplantae; Streptophyta; Magnoliopsida; Arecales; Arecaceae
Source: RefSeq, a predicted model, not a curated record
UCAGCGCCCCUUCUUCCCACUCUACCCCUCCCCUCCUCCACCUCCCUCUCCCACCGUCUCGUCUUCUCUACCCACUUUUCCCGCCAAUAUUUCUUCCAUUCUUUCUCCUCCCCGCCACCGCUCUCCCGCCAAGCUCGCUCCCGCCAUCGCCUUCCCCCUCCUCGCCCUUGUUGUCGUAGCUCUUUCUCUAGGCCUCCUCCUCCAUCUCCGCCGCCACCGCCGCCGCGCCGCCGGCAAGGCGCCCGCUCCGACAGUCUCCGCCUCUUCCCCCCCAACUCCACCGCCUCUGACGGCCGCAAGCUCUCCUCCUCCUCCUCCUCCGCCCCCGCCGCCUCCGACUUCCUCUACCUGGGCACCCUCGUCAGCUCCCGAGGCCGCGCCGACGAGCCCGCCGCCCCCGCCGCCGCCGCAUGCGGUUCGCCGUACCGGAAACUCGGCUCCCCGGAGCUCCGCCCCCUUCCUCCCCUGCCUCGCCAGUGUCGGAAUGCCGACGGGGGCGGGGGCGGCGGUGCCGGAGGCUCCUCGGAGGAGGAGUUCUUUUCCCCCAAGGGUUCCCCCGGCCAGAAAGGGAGCCCCAGGGGACCGGCGUCGAGCUCCAGGAAGACCUUCGCGAUGGAGAAGUGUGCGUCUCGGAGCUCCACUCUGAGCUCGGCUUCGUACCCGUCCUCCAAUGUGGCAUCUUUGUCCUCUCCAUCGUCGCCCACCACUUCGUCGCCGCCCGUGGGCUUGAGCCCCGGGCGAUCCACCGUCAAGUCUCGGAGCUCUAGAGCUGAGAGUGUUGUGGUCGGAGAUGUUGGGCGCCGGUCGUCGCCGCCUCCUCCGGCACCGUCAUUGCUGCGGCCGCAGACCCCCUCGCCUCCAAAGCGAAAGCCGUCUUCCCCUUCCCCACCUUAUUCGCCACCGGCAGUGGAUACCGGUAGAAAGGCGGCAACUUUGGAGCUUCCGAGCCAAAAUUUGAUCUCUCCAAGAAGGAUAGGGGACUUUGCUAGAAAUCCAUUUGCUGUUAGUAUGCUACAGAGGCAAAUCUCACCACCGCCUCCACCUCCACCGCCGCCGGCUGGAUACUGGGAGGGUCAGAAUCCAAAGAUGCCGGCUUGCCAGCCUCCAGUUCUCAUGCCUCCCAGAACCAGUGGAGUGAGGAACUCAUCAGCCACUGUCUUCCCGGCCGGACCGCCGGAGAAUUUGAAUGGCAUGGAGAAGAGUCAGCAUAAUCUGCGCCCAAAGUUGAAGCCUUUGCAUUGGGAUAAGGUUCGGGCCAGUUCUGAUCGAGCAAUGGUGUGGGAUCAGUUGAAGUCGAGCUCAUUCCAGUUAAACGAGGAGAUGAUUGAGACAUUGUUUGUGUGCAACACAACUGACACGGCUUCGAAGGAAAUGAUGGGGGGGCGGCAGUUUGUUCCUUCAGUGAGCCCAGAGAACAGGAUCCUUGAUCCAAAGAAGUCUCAGAACAUUGCGAUUCUAUUGAAGGCACUGAAUGUGACUAAAGAGGAAGUAUGUGAAGCCCUCUUGGAAGGCAAUACAGUUAGCCUGGGCAAUGAACUUUUAGAAACGCUCAUGAAAAUGGCACCGAGCACAGAGGAGGAGCUUAAGUUGAAGGAAUACAAAAAUGAUUCCCAGCUCAAGCUUGAUUCAGCUGAACAAUUUCUCAAAGCAGUGCUUGAUAUACCAUUUGCAUUUAAGAGAGCGGAUGCAAUGCAUUACAUUGCCAAUUUUGAUUUGGAGGUUAAUUGCCUGUGGAAUUCAUUUAGAACCCUUGAGGCUGCCUGUGAAGAACUUAAGAAUAGCAGGAUGUUUCGCAAGCUUCUAGAGGCUGUUCUAAAGACUGGGAACCGCAUGAAUGUUGGUACGAACCGCGGGGAUGCACAUGCCUUCAAGCUUGACACACUUCUUAAGCUAGUUGAUGUAAAAGGCACUGAUGGCAAGACCACCCUUCUGCACUUUGUCGUCCAGGAAAUUAUAAGAGCUGAAGGCUCCCAUUUUACCUCUGCCAAUUCAUCAACCACCAAAAACCAGAUGAACACUCUGCGAGAUGAUCUUGAGUGCAGAAAGCUAGGCCUCCAAGUUGUUUCCCGGCUUGGGGAAGAGCUCACCAAUGUGAAGAAGGCAGCCUCUAUGGAUUCAGAUUUGCUUAGCAGCAAUGUUGCAAACCUUGCCGGAGGAAUCGGAAAAAUUUACGAGGUUUUGAGAUUGAAUGAUGCAUUGAGUUCAAAGGAGUGUGGUCAGCGAUUCCAUGAUGCUGUGAGACGGUUCUUGAGCAAAGCUGAGGAUGACAUAGUAAAGAUCCAAGACCAAGAAAGCAUUACAUUAUCAUUGGUGAAGGAGAUAACUGAAUACUUUCAUGGGGAUUCGGCGAAGGAGGAAGCUCACCCGUUCAGAAUUUUCAUGGUGGUAAGGGACUUCCUCACCAUUCUCGAUCGGGUUUGCAAAGAAGUUGCAAAAAUUAAUGAGCAUGCCAUCACAAGUACAGCACGCCAUGUGCCGGUGCUUGCGAACCCAACUGCAUUCUCUGGACUCAGUGCAAUGAGGUCUGGAAGUUCGGAUGAUGAGAGUUCAUCAUCAUUCUAGAAAAGGCUUUCAUGUAUUGAGGACUGGAACUUGUACCAUCAAGAGCUUGUUGUUCUCUGGUGCUAGAUGCUUCAGGCUGGCAGCUGGUGUUUCAUUCAGGUGAAGUUUUGGCUAGUUAUUGGCUGAAGGCCAGCCAGGGAUGUUGAUCAAAUGCUGUUUUCCUUAUUUCCUUUUUUGUACUGGUGGAAAUUAAUGUAGAACUUUUGGUUUCCUGAUGUAUAAUAUAUACUUAAGGGAA